CGCCAAAAGAUUCUUGUCGUGCGUAAUAAUUACAGGUCUGUGGUGGCGUAAAUGUGACAUAAAAAAAUUAACAUUUGUUUACAAAAAAAAAACAAAAUACAAAUAAAACAUGUCCUUUUAGUUUUAAAUAAAAUUCUUGUGUAAACUAAUCUUCAGAAUAUUAAGGUUUAAUAAUUUGAGCGUUUGCAGGAUACCGUCAUUGAAAAUGGACGGUUCUCCUUUCGAACACAGUGACUCGGAGUCUGGGGAUAGCUGGACGUUACUGGAGCAUAGCCCUUCGCCCGGGGAUGAUGCUCCAGAUUUUGCCGAACACCCUUCUGAGAGCAGAACAGAGAACCAUGAAAAAGAUGAAGACACAGAUGGGAUAUCUAUCAUUAGCGACAGUGAUCCUGAGUCGCCGUCCCCUUGCCAACUGAACGAACACUACUUGCCUGAUGAUAACCGUCCAACAGAACAUGAAAUUACUCAGUGCAUUUCUGCUGACCAACCUCUGAUAAUUACCAAGGCCCACCAUGAAUCAGUAGAAGAGGAUGACUUGCUUCUUGUUGACAAUAUAAAACAUAGGACCUAUGUGCACCGGCGAAAUAAAAGGUUGAGCACUGUUCUUAACAUUAUCGUCUUAGGAAGUGUUAUCACAGCGGCGGGCGUGGCCAUCGGACACAUGUGGGGUGCCAAGACGGACUGCUCUAUGCACACUACACCGACUGUAAAUAAAAUCUUAUCCAAUCUAUACAAACUACAGGAAGAGAAUGCAUACUUACGAAGUAAAUUGAAAGAGUUGACUGCAUCCAAUAAUUAUCAACUGAAUCUACAAAAAGCUAAUUCUAAACAAAACAGAUGUAGGAAAAUGUUUGAAGAGUCAUUAAAUAAUGAUAACAUUGAUAAACUUACUAAAUGUCUUGAUGAUAAAUUUGAUGAUGCUGAAAAAUUGUUAAACAGUCACCUGGUUGAUCCUUCGUAUGAAAAAGAGUUUAUAUCUGACAUGGAUAAAUUAAAAAAUGUAUAUCUUCAAAAUAAAAGUUGGUUGGAUGAUGAAAUUAAUCAAAGGCUUAAGCAAGAAGAAGAAUCAUUGAAGAGAUUGAAGAAUAAACAUUUUUCAAAACUCCACAAAAUAAAUGAAGAAAAGAACAUAAACAUAAUAAAUGAACAAGAGAUAUUCGAAAAACCUUUGGAGGAUUCAGAAGUACAACAUGAAUCUAUCAAUGAAUUUAAUGAUGGUUCUGAUAGAAUAAUAAGUUAUGCUGACUCGCUAAAAUCCACUGACAAAAUGAAAAAGAUGGUUGAUAAUGAAAAUAACAAAACAUAUGAAAUAGACAACAAAGAAAUUAAUAAUAACAAGAAACUUAAAGGCGAUUUUGGACCUAGAUUUGAUCGUUCUGUUAGUGAAGAAGAAUUCAAAAAGGACAACAGAUACAAAAGCCAAAAAUUCAAACCAGAAAAAAAGAAAUAUGACCGACAGAAAUCCCAUAAAAAGCAAAAGAGGAAGAAUAAAUAUGAACAGUGGGAAAUGAAAGGAGGUUUUAUGAAGGACUAUGAUGAAAUUUCAUCAGCGUCACUACAGGAAGCCGAAAGCGUUACUAAAAAUGAUAAUUAUAAAUACAAUAUUGAGGAAAACAUUACUGAUCUUAAAGAUAACACUAAAGUCGAUAAAAAUACUGAUACGAUAGAUGUGACGGUUGAAAAUUAUAGCACAAAACGUGAUAAGGCUCUCAAAAGAGGUAACAGUAAUGAGGUUCACGAUAGCAGCUGGUUCGAUAAAAGAGCCGCACUUCGCACGGAAGCUAGGAAAAGGCUUGAGUACGAGCUGUUUGGUGAAAGCCCCAAUACCGCUGGAUGGUAUUUCCGACGCAUGCACAAGCGAGAGCAGUGCCGCGCCAAAGCCGAUAACAGUACUUAUCGGAAAUUAUUGAAGCGCAAUAUGAAUUUCAAAAUGAAACACUAAAUUAAUAUGAUCCUGAAAUGUUUGAGUAGCAUAUCUAAGUACAUUUGAUACGACAAAUGAUCAUAAAAGCAACAUAAUUGUUAAAAUUUCAUACUAUUACUUCAUCAUCUAAAUGAUUAUUUCUUUUAACAAAAUGUUCGAUACCUAUGAUAACAUCUUUAUAAUUCUACUUUAAUUUAUAGACAUUCUACUUUUAUUGAUCUUAUUUAUGGCUUUACAUUUUCAUUAGUUUUUAGUUAUAUGUAAGUAGGUAUUUUCUAGGUUUUUUUACUUGACAGACCUAUCCAUUUAAUAUUUGACUUCGCCAUUUAGAUAAAUAUUAGUUGAUUUAACUUUAUAUGAAUUUGCCAAUGAAUGUAGAAUUAUUUUAAUUACACUGAACAAAGAACACUGAACACCUAAUAAUAAUUCUACAGACUUUAACAAAUUCACGUAAUAUUAAAUGUUUAUAUACCUACAUAUAAUUUUAAUGUAAUAAUUGUUAGGAAUAAAAAAUAUUAAAUAUAGAGACUAAGGUAUAGUUGGCAAGACAGGUGGUUAAAGUUACGCUACAAUUACCGUUAACUUAACUUACUUAUUUUUUUUUUAAUUUUGGGCCAUUUUUAUUUGUACCCAAUCAUGAAGGUGCAUAUACUCACUUGUGCAAUCCACUUUGUUUUAUUGGUGGUCAAAGUUUAAAACUAACCGUAACGUAACUUUAACGGCCUGUACUGAGAUUAAAACAAAUUAUAAUGUAUGCAUACUUUAAUUAAUACUUGAUAGUAUUCACUAUUAAAUUAUUUUUACACUUGCUCUUACGGAUUCUUGCAUCCAGUGAUAUUUUAGUUAAGUAUACAAAAUUGUAAGUAUAAAUAAAUGGAUU
Maniola jurtina (meadow brown) is the source of this 2804-nucleotide messenger RNA. RefSeq lists its product as uncharacterized. Bases 206 to 1942 code for a protein of 578 amino acids. The record is from RefSeq and is a predicted model, not a curated record. The transcript is spliced from 3 exons. NCBI's taxonomy places the organism in Eukaryota, Metazoa, Arthropoda, Insecta, Lepidoptera, Nymphalidae.